AUGCACCACUAUGCUUGUUUGGAUCAGGUCCUGACUGCGCAGUGUCUGCAGAGUGAGGUACACGGUGACCCCGCCCACGACGAGCAUCUCUUCAUCGUCACACACCAGGCCUAUGAGCUGUGGUUCAAACAGAUCCUGUGGGAAAUUGACUCCAUCAGAAACAUCUUCAACAAUGUUGGCAAGGGUGCAACACUGGGGGCCACGACACUUGAUGAGGGGAAGACACUGCUCAUCUUGUCUCGUCUUAACAGGGUGAACCAGAUUCUCAAGCUGCUUGUGGACCAGGUGAUGAUACUGGAAACCAUGACUCCACUUGACUUCGCUGACUUCAGAGGUUACCUGGCCCCAGCCUCAGGUUUCCAGAGUCUUCAGUUCCGACUCUUGGAGAAUAAACUGGGACUCAAGCAGGAGCACAGAGUUCGUUAUAACCAGAAGCACUAUGCGGAGGUGUUUAAGACCCAUCCUCACUAUGUCCAGAUGUUGGAAGACUCAGAGAAUGAGGAUUCUCUCAUGUCCCUAGUAGAGAGAUGGCUAGAGAGAACGCCUGGCCUGGAGGAGGACGGCUUCAACUUCUGGGGCAAGUUCAAGGCCAGUGUCAUGGACAUGCUGGCAGACGAACUUCAGGAGGCAGAUAGUGAAGAGGACCCUAUUUUCAAAGAAGACAAGAUGACUCAGUACAAAAAGCAGAAGGAUGCCUUUGAGUCCAUCUUUGAUGAGGACAAACACAACAUUUUGGUGGCACGAGGAGACAGGAAGUUUACCCACAAGGCCUUGCAGGGAGCCAUGAUGAUUUCCUUGUACAGAGAUGAGCCUCGGUUUCAUCAGCCCUUCCAGCUGCUCACCCAACUCAUGGACAUCGACUCCCUCCUCACCAAGUGGAGAUAUAAUCAUGUGACCAUGGUGCAGAGGAUGCUGGGUAGUAAGGUGGGGACAGGCGGGUCCUCUGGUUACCACUACCUCCGCUCCACUGUUAGUGACAGGUACAAGGUAUUCCUGGACCUGUUCAACCUCUCCACGUUCCUGAUCCCACGUGACCGCAUCCCGCCGCUGACACAGUCCAUGCACCGCAAACUCUCCGUCUUCGAUCGCAGCACCGACUCUGGCAUCAGCAUGGAUGACCUGCGCGACCUCUCCAACUAAACAAUGCAUCUUACAACUAACACAUACAAGUCUGUUUUCCUGGU
Molecule: messenger RNA, 1184 nt
Organism: Branchiostoma belcheri (Belcher's lancelet)
Lineage: Eukaryota; Metazoa; Chordata; Leptocardii; Amphioxiformes; Branchiostomatidae
Product: tryptophan 2,3-dioxygenase-like
Exons: 15
Coding region: 1-1140 (379 amino acids)
Molecular function (GO): metal ion binding; heme binding; L-tryptophan 2,3-dioxygenase activity
Source: RefSeq, a predicted model, not a curated record